Coregonus sp. 'balchen' is the source of this 936-nucleotide messenger RNA. The record is from the annotation of a GenBank genome assembly. NCBI's taxonomy places the organism in Eukaryota, Metazoa, Chordata, Actinopteri, Salmoniformes, Salmonidae.
AUGGUGGAGGAUAGAGGAGACCCUGGGGGUUUAGGGGUAAAGGUUUCUAAGACUCCUGACUCGUCCAUGAAACUAAAACGUAAGGCAGUGAACGACUUUACAUCCCAACAGAAGUUGACAAAGAUUCCGAAGAUGUUGAAUAGGAAUGAGAAAGGAUGGUUUUCAAAAAGCGAGUGUGAGAAUGACUCGCCGCCCCGAAAGCCAAAGCUGCCAAGAAUUCCUAAGCUUCCGAGGACUCCAGAUGUUUCAAAGGAUGGGAAUGAGGGAGAGAACAGAGAAGAGACAUCUCCUAGUGCUUUACCUGAAUCACAAACGCUGAACAAACCUGCAAGAGUGGAACUCAAGCCGAAACCUUUUAUCAAACCUGCCAGUCCCAAUGGUAAUAGGCCAGGUAGUCAUGCUUGCCCUAAUCCGGUCAGGGUAUCGCUGCCAUAUGGCAAUGGACAUUUUGGGGCAAAAGUCUUUACGAGGCAGCAGGUGUUCUCUGAUUGGACUCGCAGACGAUCAGGGUGUCCUCCAGAGGAAGUGGAAGGUCCACAGGCCAUUCGCAGGUCAAGCUCGGAGACCAGGAUCAUCCGACCCAUUCCAAAACCCAAGCGGAACAUCAGCUUCGCUUUGAAUCUAAGGAAGGUGCACUGCUUAAAGCCCCGUGAAUAUGGAAAUGAUGUCAUGUUCAAUAGGUCUUACAUCGAUCCUGAAGAUGCACAGCGUUUUGACGAGGAAGAGGAAGAUGCUCCUGUGAACUGCCAGAACACGAAGGAACAGCCCCCUGUUAGGUAAGAGAAGCGGCAAGAUAUAGGGGAGCUGAAGCCUGGACCAAGCGGUGCAUGUGAAAAGCCCUUCAAAAGGAAGCGUGAAAUGCAUGAGCCUGCUGCCAUUUUGAUGAAAAAGAGCGUUGUUCAGGCAAACCAUUUGGAAGAAGUCUCUCCAUCGUGA